CAUUGUUAAUGUGAUAAUGUGAAAGUAAAUAAUGUGUGAAUAUGUAUAUAGUAACGCGCUUAUGUUAGUUAUCAAGCUGAGACAAGAUACUUUGACACGUACAAAUGAUUGUAAUUCGUUGCACGAACUUUUUGGGCGUUACAAAACAGUGCCUUAUCGUGCGACAUAUGAAGUAUUGAUAUCUUAAAUUAUGAUCUUGUUAUCAUAUUAUUUAUUCGAAAUUUAUUGGCAUGUAUCUGUCAACUGUCAAUUAUAAAACGCGUUCAGAUAUUCUCUUCUUUAUUCCGUUUUAAUGUUACAAUUAGAAAAAUGCUAUGGCGUCCUCAGGAUCAUAUAAUGGGGAUGCAGAGACAGAGAGUGAUAAGUUUGAAGGUUCUAAAAUUGAUCGACAUGGUUUCCUUCAAGAUUCCAAUUGUAGCUCUGACAGCCUUGUUAAACAAGGAUUACCACCAGAGGUAAUGCUUAGAAGGGAACGAAAAUGGAUACAGAUGUUGAACAAUUGGAGUUAUUUCAUGAAUACAAAUUACCGUAAAGUUAGAGAAAGAUGUAGAAAGGGUAUUCCACCUUCAGUAAGACUUCGUGCAUGGCUAAAUCUUUGCGGAGGUCAAUUGCUAAUGGAUACAAACCCAAAUUUAUUUGAAGAGUUGGUGGAGCGAUCUGGUGAUCCAAAGUAUAUAGAUGAUAUCAAAAAAGAUCUUCAUCGUCAAUUUCCACAUCAUAUAAUGUUUAUUGGAGAAGCUCCUGGACAGGAGGAACUGUUCAAAGUAUUGAAAGCUUAUUCUAUUUUAAAUAGUAAAGUUGGUUAUUGUCAAGCUCAAGCACCUAUUGCUGCAUUUUUACUGAUGCAUAUGCCAGCAGUACAAGCAUUUUGGUGCCUUGUUGCAAUAUGUGACAAGUAUUUAAUUGGAUAUUAUAGUCAAGGAAUGGAAACAUUAUUACGCGAUGGAGAUAUUUUAUUUGCUCUUUUGAAAAGAGUGUCUCCCAUUGCUUACAAACAUUUGAAAAAACAAAAGAUGGAACCAAUCUUAUAUAUGACCGAAUGGUUCUUAUGUGUUUAUACGCGAACACUGCCAUGGGAAAGUAUUCUACGAGUGUGGGAUAUGUUCCUUUGUGAAGGUGUUAAAAUUAUUUUUAAAGUUGGACUAGUUUUGUUAAAAGGCAGCUUAGGACGCACAUCUCUUACUAAGCGCUGUCCGACAGUUUAUGAAACGCUUCAAGUAUUAAGAAAUCCUCCUCAGGAUAUUAUGGAAGAAGAAGCUUUAGUUUAUCAGAUUCGAAAAUUAAAUCUAACCGAAGAAGAUUUCGAAUACGAACAUCAACGUCAAGUAUUAAAACGGAAAGCUGCAGAGCAGGCAUCUCUUUCCACUGCCAAUCGGACAGACUGAUUACAAAAGAAUAGAUAGCAUGUAAAGUGAAUAAUGAGCUUACAGGUAUUAUUCCAAAGUGUGCCUUCCUUUAUAUACGUCAUAUUGUACAGGUCGUAAAAUAUAAGCAAGUAUAGUUUUACAAGACAUAGAAGUACAUAUAGAAAAGUUUGAAAAGUACCUAACUUCUUUAUUAUAAAUUUAGAUAGUUCUUGAAUGUAAUCACAGAUACAUAUACAUUCCCCAAAUAGAUCACAGAAAAUAAUUUAUCCCUAUUUUCUCUACCAUAACUAAGAUUAUAAAAAUACACAAUGCACAAUACUUGUAGAUGUUUCUAGUAUCGUUUAAUGUUGUAUUAUUUGGAGCAUAUCUCUAGUUGUACAAUUUCAUACAAUUUUAUUAAUACAUAUUUAUGUACAAAAAAGGAAUUGUAAAACAUUACAUUUUUUAAGGAACAAAAUUUAGAAAUACUAUAUACUGUUAUCAAAUAAGAAUUGUUUUGUUUAGCUCACUGUUGUUUUUGUUAAAAUUUAUCUAACUAUAGUGACAAAUGAUGUAAUUAAAUAGAUGUUAUGAAUAUA
Bombus huntii is the source of this 1945-nucleotide messenger RNA. It is a transcript of the gene wkd, whose product is annotated as TBC1 domain family member 10A. Lineage: Eukaryota; Metazoa; Arthropoda; Insecta; Hymenoptera; Apidae. The record is from RefSeq and is a predicted model, not a curated record. The coding region runs from base 315 to 1385 and encodes 356 amino acids. The transcript has 5 exons.